Molecule: messenger RNA, 2473 nt
Organism: Rhipicephalus sanguineus (brown dog tick)
Lineage: Eukaryota; Metazoa; Arthropoda; Arachnida; Ixodida; Ixodidae
Product: V-type proton ATPase catalytic subunit A
Exons: 14
Coding region: 115-1956 (613 amino acids)
Biological process (GO): ATP metabolic process; proton transmembrane transport
Cellular component (GO): lysosomal membrane; proton-transporting V-type ATPase, V1 domain
Molecular function (GO): ATP binding; ATP hydrolysis activity; proton-transporting ATPase activity, rotational mechanism
Source: RefSeq, a predicted model, not a curated record
GAUCCUGGUCAUGUGAUUCCUAGCUCAUUGCCGGCAGCAAGCAGCAGCAGUAGAGAAGGUAGAGAAGGAGAACCAGCGGUCUGCGCGAACGACUGCUGACCUGAACAAGUCGAGAUGUCUCUACCAAAGAUCCAGAAUGUGGAAAAAGAGUCACAGUUCGGAUAUGUGUAUGCAGUCUCCGGCCCCGUCGUCACAGCGGAAAAGAUGGCCGGAACUGCCAUGUACGAGCUUGUACGUGUGGGUCACGAAGAGCUGGUUGGUGAAAUCAUCAAGCUUGAUGGCGACAUGGCCACCAUCCAAGUCUACGAGGAGACCUCUGGACUGACGGUUGGUGAUCCCGUGUUGCGAACAGGCAAGCCCCUUUCGGUGGAGCUGGGGCCAGGCAUCAUGAACAACAUCUUUGACGGCAUCCAGAGGCCCCUGCGAGAGAUCCACGCCCUGUUCAACAGUAUUUACCUGCCCAAGGGUGUGAGCACGCCGGCUCUCAGGCGAGACAUCAAGUGGGAGUUCAAGCCGACCAACUUUAAGGUUGGCAGUCAUGUCACCGGAGGUGACAUUUAUGGCCUCGUCCAGGAGAACUCACUUGUGCAGCACAAGAUAAUGCUGCCGCCCAAGUCGAAGGGCACCAUCAGCUACAUUGCUGAACCUGGGAAUUAUUCUGUAGAUGAAAAGAUCCUGGAAAUUGAAUUUGACGGCGAGAAGAGCAGCUACACAAUGAUGCAAGUGUGGCCCGUGCGUAACAUGCGCCCCGUGACGGAGAAAUUGGCCGCCAACUACCCGCUGCUCACCGGUCAGAGGGUGCUUGACUCGCUGUUCCCGUGUGUCCAAGGAGGCACAACUGCUAUUCCCGGUGCCUUCGGUUGUGGAAAAACCUGCAUCUCUCAAGCCCUGUCCAAGUAUUCCAACAGCAAUGUGAUUGUCUACGUCGGCUGCGGAGAGCGAGGCAAUGAAAUGUCUGAAGUACUCAGGGACUUCCCUGAGCUCAAGAUCGAAAAAGAUGGGAAGCACGUGUCAAUCAUGGACCGUACUACGUUGGUUGCCAACACAUCAAACAUGCCUGUAGCUGCCCGUGAGGCAUCCAUCUACACAGGCAUUACACUUUCAGAGUACUUCAGGGACAUGGGCAACCACGUGGCUAUGAUGGCGGACUCCACCUCUCGAUGGGCAGAGGCUCUGAGAGAAAUCUCGGGACGUUUGGCUGAAAUGCCAGCAGAUUCCGGCUACCCCGCCUACCUGGCUGCUCGGUUAGCAUCCUUCUACGAGCGUGCCGGUCGGGUCAAGUGCCUUGGUAACCCCGAGAGAGAAGGCAGUGUCACCAUUGUGGGGGCAGUCUCGCCUCCUGGUGGUGAUUUCUCGGACCCAGUCACAUCCGCGACACUGGGCAUUGUGCAAGUGUUUUGGGGCUUGGACAAAAAGCUGGCUCAGCGCAAACACUUCCCAUCGGUCAACUGGCUCAUCUCAUACAGCAAGUACACACGUGCCCUCGACGACUACUACGAGAGGAACUUCCCUGAGUUUGUGCAGCUCAGGACUAAGUGCCAGCAGAUCCUGCAGGAGGAAGAAGAUCUUUCUGAAAUUGUACAGCUUGUCGGAAAGGCGUCCCUGGCAGAGACUGACAAGAUAACACUCGAAGUUGCGCGCCUGUUGAAGGACGACUUCCUGCAGCAGAACAGCUACACCCCGUACGAUCGGUUCUGCCCAUUCUACAAGUCAGUGGGCAUGCUGCGCAACAUGAUUGGUCUGUACGACCUGGCCAAGCACGCGGUCGAGUCCACCGCCCAGAGCGAGAACCGCAUCACCUGGGCCCUCAUCCGCGAGGCCCUCGGAGACCUCCUCUACCAGCUCAGCAGCAUGAAGUUCAAGGACCCAGCAGUGGACGGUGAGAAGAAGAUCAAGCAGGACUUUGAGGAGCUCUAUGAGAACAUCCAGCAGGCCUUCCGCAACUUGGAAGACUGAAAAGGACCUCCCUAUCACCAGCACUGCCACGGAGGAGCCAAAGAACUGUGUUGUCGAUCGCUUGGCCCCAUCAAAGCUUCUGGCGGCAUUGUUUCCUUCAACCUCAUUCCAAGUAGGCUCGUACCAUACCUCGUGUCCGAAGGUUCACGCAUGUACGGGGCAGACAAGUCUGUGUGUAUUAGAUGUUAGUGGCCUGCCUUUAGCAGUGCGGAAGCUGUGAGCAGCAAUACCAUUUGUUUUUUUUUAUCUUUACAUUCGAUUUUGGUGCUCGUCUGUCUGUGUACAUACUAUUUUCCUAAACAGUUCUGUUUUGUAUUUUUUUUUUCUAUAAAUUAAAGUGGCAUUUUUGUGCUGUUGUCAUGCCAAUUUUGUUACCUCAUGUAAGGAAGUGUCCUUUUGUGGCGGCACUGGAUUUAAGUGAUAUAUUUGGACUCUUCCAUUCACUUCUCUAUAUUUUUUUUUUAUUUUGUCUCAUAAUGGAAGUGUCAAGAAUAAAGUCUAUAUGUGGAUGUUGCAA